This is a messenger RNA of Oldenlandia corymbosa var. corymbosa, 822 nucleotides long. The record is from the annotation of a GenBank genome assembly. NCBI's taxonomy places the organism in Eukaryota, Viridiplantae, Streptophyta, Magnoliopsida, Gentianales, Rubiaceae.
AUGGAUGCUUUUCGAGUUGAGACAAGUCGCAACGGGCAGUCACGAGCAGAGGAGCUUCGGACUGGGAAUGAUCAUGCAAGACUCGAAAGGAUUGAUCAAGAUACUGGUAGACAAAGAGAUAUGAACAGAGAUUUGGAGCUAUUCAUGGAAGAACAGCUACAAGUCCAUGGAGCUGAUAAUCCGGGUAUGAUAUUGUCUGAUAAUGUGGCGUUGAUGGCAAAACCUCAAGGACCAUCCGUAGUAUGGAAACGGGACAUGAAUCAACAAGGACCAUCUGUGAUGUGGAAAAAGAACAUGAAUCAAGAUAUGAAUCUGAGAGAGCAGAGAAUUCUUGCUAAGAAAGAAAAGAUGAAAUUGCAGUGUACUCAUUGCAACAGGCCGGGUCAUCUUAAGGCAGACUGGUUUCUUCUCAAUGGCUUUCCGGAAUGGUGCGGAACACAAAAGGGUAGAGGACAGGGUGUCAAGCAGUCAGCACAUAUGGUGGAUACACCAUUGGAGAUUGAAGAUACUAAAUCAAGAUGGAGCACCACUCCUGAUGGAGUUAAUGGGCAGCAGAUGCAGAGUGUUGGACAAAACAGUGGACCAAAUUUGUCUAUUACAUCCACUCAGAAUCAAGCUCACAACUGGCCAAUGCAGAACUCAGGGAACUGGCAGUCAGUCUUAGCAAACAUGGUGCAGUCUGAGAUAGGAAAGGUUCUCAAGGGCAAAGGAACAGUUUCAGAAGGAGGAAAUGGACACAUGGUGAACUAUGCACAUUUCAGCGAGUUUGCAGGUAGUUCCGUCAUCUCUCAUCUUACUUCGAAUUUAAUUGAGUUUGGUUGA